AUGGUCAGUUUAAUCGCCUUCCACACAUAUUAUUCACGUCAUAGUUUCCUUUCACCUUCCACCAUGAUUUCACGACCAAACAACCAUAGACGAUCGCUCUCGUCCGGCAAUCGAACACCAUCCCCCGAUCGGGCCGUUACAAGGGCCAAGUCGACGGAUGGGUUGUCCAGAUUCAAAUCCGAGAAGCCAACACCGGCUGUCCGGUCGACAAGCGUAGGGAAUUUUACCGACAGCGGUUUUAGCACGCUGAAGGACCCAAGACUUUCAGCUCCAAUGGAAGAGUCAGAGGAGUCAUCACCGGCCUCUCAUCACCCUGACCUGAACGAUGAGGUCGCCGCGUUGAGUGUCAAGCUUGUUCAGGCUAUCAACAACCAAACUACCCUCGAUGACAACCUUGUCGCUGCCCGCCAGGAACUGGAACAGGCACAGACCAUGGUCCAGACAUUGGAGCUCGAAAAUGAAAAGUAUCGGCGAGACAUCGACCAGGAAGUGUUGAUCAGGAAAGCCGAUUCGGACCAGGAGAUUUCCCGCUUACAAGAGGCUCUGGCAGAAGAGAAAGCACAACGGGCAGCCAUCGAAAAGGGCAAAAAGACCAUCGAGCAAGAGCUUGAGACUCUUACUGCUGCUCUCUUUGAGGAAGCUAAUAAGAUGGUUGCUGCUGCUAAACUCGAACGAGAAGAAGUCGAAAAAAAGAAUGAGCAACUCCGUGCUCAGGUCAAAGACACCGAAUCCCUCCUUGCGUCGCAUCAAGAUCAACUAGCAGAAUUGAAAGCUGUCAUGCAGGGCAUGAACCUUGCGAAGGAUGACACCGAUACUCGCACGAUCGCCUCCACCGCCCCCUCGUCACCAGCUGCACGCCGUCAGUCACUGCAAGGGAUGGUUAAGAAGAACCAGGUAGCUGCACAGCCUCUGGACCAAGAUCUACCCGCACAACCGAUAGAGGACAUCUUACCGGGUCCCUCUACUAGCUUCCCGCAUUUGGUCAAGACUGUGUGCCGGACGGACCAUCAAGCAUUUGAGGAUUUUCGUGACCUAUUUCACGUGCCGCAGUCAAGACCUCCCAGCCGGGCGCCUAGCGGAUCGUACAGUGGUCUAAAUGUGAUGAGCUUCGCCAACUUUGGCAGUGGAAGUUUUGGGUCAACGUCUUCGUCGCCAUCCAAAUCGCAAACUCAUUCUCCCAGUGGGAGUAUGUCUUCUCCACAGCCCGGUAGUUCGCACUCUCUAUUGAAGGAAAAGCGGUUCUACAAGAGGGCUCUCGUUGAGGAUAUUGAACCAACUCUCAGACUUGAUCUCGCUCCAGGAAUUUCAUGGCUUACGCGACGUACGGUUAUAAAUGGUAUUUGUGAGGGCAGCUUGUUAGUAGAGCCGAUGCCACCAACAGGGAGGGACCCAUGUGCAAUGUGUGGCGAGCGCAGGGCUGCACCUGAAUACCAACGGUGCCACCGUUUCCGAACAUCUGAUAGCGAGGCCGCUCAGCGAUAUCCAUUGUGUUCUCUCUGUCUGGAGAGGACGCGGUCAUGUUGUGAAUUUACUGGAUACCUGCGUCUUAUCCUUGACGGACAUGUCCGGGCCGGCGAUUCCGAAGAGGAAAAGGAUGCUUGGGAGGAAACUAUUCGUCUACGGGAGAGGAUGUUCUGGUCUCGCGUUGGCGCUGGCGUUGUUCCCUUGCAUUCCCACGCUUCUGUGAAUGGCUUGACCGGUGCGCAAGUUGAUGGUCUUCAACCGUCAAUACUUGAGAGUAUCGGCGUGCAGACCGAUGCAGAAAAUGAUUACCACGAAUAUUACAAUGAUGACAGCGACUACGACAGAGCGUCUGUGUACGAGGACCCCUUCGUAUCCGCUGGCUCAGCAUCUCCUGCAAGCACUGCAUAUUCGGCCAUCAACACCGAUCAGCCGGAACCGCUAGAUUUGGGGCAAGAGGUCUAUGAGCCUAACAUUGAGCAAGUAACGGUCUCUGCCACCAUUCAAUCUCCAAAGUCUGGAGAAAGUGAUGCACCAAUUAAACAAUUAACGACGCAAACUGUCGAGCCGGUUAUCGAAAAAGAGACCGCUUGA
Messenger RNA from Aspergillus ruber CBS 135680, 2055 nucleotides. Its product is annotated as guanine nucleotide exchange factor SEC2. Gene Ontology annotation, molecular function: guanyl-nucleotide exchange factor activity. Gene Ontology annotation, biological process: exocytosis. The record is from RefSeq and is a predicted model, not a curated record. NCBI's taxonomy places the organism in Eukaryota, Fungi, Ascomycota, Eurotiomycetes, Eurotiales, Aspergillaceae. The transcript is spliced from 2 exons. Gene Ontology annotation, cellular component: cell tip; Golgi to plasma membrane transport vesicle. Bases 1 to 2055 code for a protein of 684 amino acids.